Messenger RNA from Neocloeon triangulifer, 2851 nucleotides. Its product is annotated as protein kinase shaggy-like. Bases 961 to 2214 code for a protein of 417 amino acids. Gene Ontology annotation, cellular component: cytoplasm; nucleus; axon. The record is from RefSeq and is a predicted model, not a curated record. Gene Ontology annotation, biological process: negative regulation of canonical Wnt signaling pathway; protein phosphorylation; signal transduction. The transcript is spliced from 9 exons. Gene Ontology annotation, molecular function: ATP binding; protein serine/threonine kinase activity. NCBI's taxonomy places the organism in Eukaryota, Metazoa, Arthropoda, Insecta, Ephemeroptera, Baetidae.
GAUCCGAUUGUCUUCCGCCUCGCACCCUCUCCAUCCCCUCGUAAGACGGUUAGGGCACCGGGGUGGCAUUAUUUUUUCAUCUUUUUUUUAUUCGCACCUCCGCCCUUUUUCGUUGGAUUGACUCAAGACUGACAAUGGUUCUGUUCCACCGCGCCUCUCCACACCACUCGGUGCUGGUGGACGAACUUGACCUAGUUCAAAUCAGAAAAGUGGAUUGUGUGUGUAAUACACUUAUAUUCCAAGACGAAAGCUGUUGCUCCGACUGACUCGAGUGAGCACUAAAAAAUUAUUCCGAUUUCGCGCUGCCGCCAAUUAAUAGCUCGUCGCUAAUUCCUUGUCAAAUUUGCCCAAGAAAUUGGCUUUUCGGUGCAAUUUUUGGCGACCGAUUGCCGAAAAAAUCUUUACCAAUUUACUUGUUAAUCAAUUCUACCGACAUGCAUAAAUAUUUCCUUUCUUUUAUAUUUUUUAUUUUCUUUGUCUUCCCGCCUUAUUAAAUGUGCGUUUUCUUCAUCCUUUCACUACUUUGCUUAUCGAGCAAACUGCGCAUUACUUGUUCUCGCGAACGCACGUUUCUCAGAUAUUUUAUCCUUUAGUCAGAAUUCUUCCCCAUUUUAUCACUAUAACGCAAUUAAUUUUUUUUCUGCUAGAAGAUUUUCCACUUUUUUAAGAGCUGUUGUUUUUCUCAGUUGAGCACGUGCUUUGAGGAGGAAUUUAAUUUGCUGCACAGCUGAUCCAUAAUCUCAAAUUUACACUGGCCCAACCUGCUGCACUCCCGAUCGAUCUAAAUCACUUUCACAGUUUUUCGAACUUCACGUAGAAUUUUCUGUUUCUUUUUACUUUCAACUCCGUUUCCUCUGCUGGCGCAUCUGGGCUCGUCGAGGGGCUGGUUUUUUUAAUAUUUUAAGUCUAAUUUUAAAGUCCCCUAAAUCUCGAACCCUGAUAGGUUUAUUUGAAUCUGGAAUGACUGAUUCGACAAAAGGUAAGGACGGCAGCAAAGUGACGACGGUGGUGGCGACUCCUGGGCAGGGCCCUGACCGACCUCAGGAGGUGUCCUACACGGACACCAAAGUCAUAGGCAAUGGUAGCUUUGGCGUUGUGUAUCAAGCAAAGCUCUGCGACUCAGGCGAGAUGGUCGCCAUUAAAAAAGUACUCCAGGACAAGAGAUUUAAAAAUCGAGAACUGCAAAUAAUGCGACGGCUCGAGCACUGCAACAUAGUCAAACUCAAAUAUUUCUUCUACUCAAGUGGAGAUAAGAAAGAUGAAGUGUACUUGAACCUGGUGCUUGAGUACAUUCCUGAAACGGUCUACAAAGUGGCGCGCCACUACAGUAAAUCGAAGCAGACGAUCCCAAUCAGCUUUAUAAAGCUGUACAUGUACCAGUUGUUCCGUAGCCUGGCAUAUAUCCACUCACUUGGAAUCUGCCACCGGGACAUUAAACCACAGAACCUUCUUCUUGACCCUGAAACAGGGGUGCUCAAGCUCUGCGACUUUGGCUCAGCAAAGCACCUGGUCAAGGCCGAGCCCAAUGUCUCCUACAUCUGCUCCAGAUACUACCGUGCCCCAGAGCUCAUCUUUGGUGCUAUCGAUUACACCACCAAAAUAGACGUGUGGAGCGCUGGGUGCGUGCUUGCGGAACUUCUAUUGGGUCAGCCCAUCUUCCCAGGCGACUCGGGGGUUGACCAGCUGGUGGAAAUCAUCAAGGUGCUGGGCACCCCGACCCGAGAGCAGAUCCGAGAGAUGAAUCCCAACUACACUGAGUUUAAGUUCCCCCAGAUAAAAUCGCAUCCCUGGCAGAAGUUGAUGCUCGAAAGAAUGUCCAUGCCUAAAAGUACCACCGAGCACCAGCGCAUCAGAGUGUUUCGAACGCGGACACCACCAGAAGCAAUUGACCUAGUGUCUCGGCUGCUGGAGUACACGCCUGGCUCUCGGAUCUCGCCACUUCAGGCGUGCGCCCACAACUUUUUCAAUGAGCUCAGGGAGCCUAAUACACGUCUGCCCAACGGCAGGGAACUACCCCCUCUCUUUAAUUUCACCGAACAGGAACUGGCAAUCCAGCCUCAGCUUAAUUCAGAGCUGAUCCCCAACUACCAACAGGAGCGCACCGGAGGGGCUGCAGGACCAAGCGUUGCCCCUGUGGAAGCAGGCUCGUCGGUUGCGGCAGACGCAGUGCCCACGGGUGGCGAAGCCAGCCCAGCUGGUGGGGGCGUAGCCUAGCUCCCAGGCUGCGUGAGCCACCCCCGGCAGCCAGACCAGUGUAUGCAUUAAUCUUCAGUGUCGCAACCUGUAUUUGAAAAGAAAAGAAACUAGAGCAAAGUAGCCUCCUCCUCAAUGACUUUCCUUGGAGGAAUUAAAAAAUGCGCGCACUCUUUCUCUUCGUAGGCGGUAGUGGAGGCAGCCUUUGAGGGUUCCCCAAAUCCACGGGGGCCCGUGGGGGCUUUUUGAUAUACAUAAAUCUAUAUUAUCUUGUUAGGGAGGCUGUCCGUUCUUGUUGAUUGGUUGUUGAGUUGUUGAGCUGCUGCUGAUCUUAACUUUCAGUUUCUCUUCUGAUUUCAAUAUAAUGCCCGUGCGUUGUCGUGUGUUUUAAAUUGGUCGCUGUAAAUAAUGCUGCCCCCGAUUCCCUUCCAACCCGGCCCCCCUCCAAGUUGUUUUUAGUCGCAAACAGCCACCCCUCCCUAAAAGCAAAAAAAAAUCGCAAAAAACCUUCAUACCUUCCCCUAAGAGCAAAAGAUGUAUCUAAUCUGUUUCUGACGAAGCACCCUCACACGUUUAAAAUUACAAUUGCAUUAAUCAAUUACGAUUGACAGGUAAUAAAUAUUACAAAUAAAGAUACCAAUACAUUGCUGUACAGAAA